This is a messenger RNA of Photinus pyralis (common eastern firefly), 1528 nucleotides long. RefSeq names its product rab3 GTPase-activating protein catalytic subunit-like. The transcript has 2 exons. NCBI's taxonomy places the organism in Eukaryota, Metazoa, Arthropoda, Insecta, Coleoptera, Lampyridae. Gene Ontology annotation, molecular function: GTPase activator activity. Gene Ontology annotation, biological process: positive regulation of GTPase activity. The coding region runs from base 44 to 1528 and encodes 494 amino acids. The record is from RefSeq and is a predicted model, not a curated record.
AACACAUAACCUCAAAUUUUUUGUAAUUUACAAAAUAGUAAAAAUGAAUGAGGAAAUUGACGAAACAGAGUUUUACCAUCAAGAUUUUACAACUGCCUCAGAAUGGGAAAUAUUCUGCGCACGCUUAGAGGAGAUAAUACAUCAAUGGAAAGUGGACGAUCUUAAAACCGAAGAGGUGAAUGUUACCUCAACACAAGGCUCGUGGAAUGUUAAAGAAGAGAGGUUACAAUUUGCAGAUGUUGAGUUCGUGUUGUGCUACUUUAGAAACACAUCUGCUUCGGAGCAACGGAAAUGUGGUGACGAGGAUGAAGAAACAAAGAAAUACAAGCACCCAAUGGACACUGCACACGAUUUUGUGAUGCAAGAUGAAAGCACUGCACGAGUUGACUGUCCUUUAGCUGUAUGGUACGGACUUGAUCAGUUUAUUACAUUGAAUUUUGGGCCAUCUACUAGCAGCAUUACUUCCGAGAGCCAGAUAAAGUUGCUGUUGAGCUCGGUGCAAAUUGCAAUCAGUAACACUAACUGUAGCAACCCGAUCUUUGUACAAAUUCGUGAGCAAUGGCAGAACUGUUAUCUAGGAGUCUACGAGGACGAACAAGUACGUACCAACUUCGAAAUGAUCCACUUGCGAAAGGGUCCUCAGCAUUGCCAGUAUCUGACGGGUUUACUCGAUCUAUUCAAGACUAAGAUUAUGUCGCCGAUUAAUCUGGACCCUAUCAAUGUAUCUGUACAGUUAACCUACCGUUUAAACGAAUUCGGGAAGUUUACUUGGAAGCAAGACCUACCCGACCUCGACGUUGAUCACUUAGAUAUCGAAACGUCUGUAUUUCUGCUACCUUUUGGUGUCGCCCAAGAUCCCAUUUCGGAAAUUGUGUUAAAAACCACUUGGUCGCACUUACCCGAUCAUCUCAUUGUCGACUCGGAGAACUAUUCUGAUUUUGACCCCAUGCAAGCGCCUAAGUGGUCCAUGUGUAGUAAAAUGAACGAUCAGUCCCUUUGUCUUUUAUCGGAAGUUUUAAGUGAUGCCUUGAACGCGAUCACCUUGAGGUCGACCAUUUAUGACAUUCUAGGUGAUUUUGUGUCAACUUCCGAUUACAGCAUUGACAAUCCACUGGACCUGUUGACCGAACCUAAAUUACCAACACUUUCAACAGUAUUAAAGCGUGCCGCUAGAAACUCACUCAGUCGAAGUACAAGAAGUACGGCUCCACUUGCCGAAGAAGUGCUGGUGCCCAUUCUGUACUUCUUAUUCCCUGAUGCAGAUGAAGAGACUGCCUACCCUUACAGUUUUGGCAAGGAGAAAGGCAACGAGGACAAUAUGGGCUCUUCUGAGACUCCUAGACUCAUUGAUAACGAGUGUCGUGGAUUCAAAACAUGUAAGGAGAAUAGCUUACCCUAUAGACUGGCGGUUGUUUUCAUGCAGGCGUUGGUAAUGUUAGGAGGACCUAGAUCUGCUGCUCACUUGUGGUUUGAAUUCGUUCAGGAAAUGAGAUUUCGUUGGGAGAAGAGUGUUCCGAUACCAGGGUAA